Messenger RNA from Entrophospora sp. SA101, 303 nucleotides. Lineage: Eukaryota; Fungi; Glomeromycota; Glomeromycetes; Entrophosporales; Entrophosporaceae. The record is from the annotation of a GenBank genome assembly.
AUGAAACUAUUAAAACAAUCAAAAGAAAAACUUAGAGUAUUAAAUCUUGAACCAUGGAAUUUUAGAAAUUCAUCAACAACAAUAAUGACACCAUCAUCACCAAUCCAAAAUUGUCUGAAAGAGGAAAUCUUAAAAGGUUCAUUUGAAGAACUAGAUCAGGAUAAUCCAUUAUGCUCAAAUAUUUUAGACGUAUCUGAUCCAGAUUCAUGGUUAAAACCCUUUUUUAAUGAUGAUGAAUGGAAUGAAUUAUCAGAUAUCAAUUCAGAUAUGGGUUUGUUAAGAAUUACUGAAGAACAUCAAUGA